UAGAGUAUUGUGGUACUGAUGUACAAGUACUGCGAGUACCUGUGAAGACAAAGUACACGUUUUUCCCCAGAUAAACUUUGUGGAUUUUUAAAAUGUUGAAGAUAAAAGGAACAUUGUCUUCUUCCCUGCUGCUUUUUAUCGUCCUUCUGGGGACCACCGUCUCAGGCCUCUAUCCCACAGCACAGAACGUCACCUGGAAAUCCACAAACUUUAAAAGCAUUCUGACCUGGCAGCCGUUCCCAAGCGAUUACUCCUACACCGUGGAGUUCUUCGUGCUUGGCGGGAACAAACAGAGGAACUCUAACUGCAUACGGACUUCAGCAACUACUUGUGACCUGACCAGCUCUCUGACUGACGUCAACACUUGCUAUGUGGCAGACAUCCUGUCUGAACCCCCACUGGGAGCGACCUCUGACCUCAUCGAGUUCCCCUACACAAGAUCGCCAAAAUUCUGCCCCUACAAGGACACGGAUAUCGGCAGACCCGAGUUCAAGCUGGAGGUGAGCGGCGACAAAAGGAAGACGACACUCUUCGUGACGGACCCUCUGACGGCCUUGUUCAAAGACGACCAGCAGAUGAACGUCAGGGACGUUUUCUCGGAGCAGCUCCAGUACAAAGUCACGUACCGCAGGAAUAAGAGCACCGGCAUGAAAGUCUACAUCUCCAAGACCAACGUGAUGGAAAUACCCAACCUGGACCGAGGGGAAAGUUACUGUUUUACGGUUCAAGCCUUCAUUCCCAGCCGAAGCAUCGAUAAACAGCUGGGAAAGCCGAGCCAUACCCAGUGUUCCAACGACGACAAAGAAAGCAUCUUUGAUGUGUAUUCAGUCGGUGUGAUAGCAGGCGCCGUCCUGCUUAUUUUGCUGCUCAUCAUCGCCAUCGUCGUGGUAACCAUCGUGUGCUACAGGCGCAGGAAGAAAAGUAAGGAAAGCGAGAAAGAAGGCGUUCCACUGCGCAGUGUGUAACGUUGACCAUGACUCAUAAGUCGCCUUUGGAAUAUGCGGUACAGCGAGAACAGAUUUAGUUUCCUGACACAGGAAACAAAAGUCCAGUUUCUGUGAAACUGUUUUGGUUAAUCGAUUUUACGCAGUGUAGAAAAUAAUUCUACACAACAUUCAUACUGCUCAAACACUCAAUGAGAACUUUUCUAUGUACACAAUAUUCAUGUUUCCUUUAAAGUUUGCAUCCACAAAUACUCCCAUUUACUGUACAUCACUCUGCACCGGCUUUAGGAGUUGUGGUCCCAGCUAGCGACCAAUACUACCGUAUUAUUGAUAUAUUAAUGAUAUAUUGAUAUAGCAGGUGACGACUGUAGUCGAUAUUGGACUCACGAGGACGAGCUGAGACGAGAUUUGAACAUUUGGAAAUGUUUUAUAAGUUUGAAAGUGUGAUAAUUAUGAUGUCCUUCACGUGUUAGAACGUCUUUCCUCCGUUCAAUAAUGCUCUUCAGUGGCACAAGGACACACAACACUGUAAUGUGUGCUCACACGACACUGUGGGACGCGUCUGCUUACACGACACUGUGGGACAUGUGUGCUCACACGACACUGUGGGACAUGUGUGCUCACACGACACUGUGGGACG
Messenger RNA from Nerophis lumbriciformis (worm pipefish), 1584 nucleotides. RefSeq names its product coagulation factor III, tissue factor a (gene f3a). Gene Ontology annotation, molecular function: cytokine receptor activity; protein binding. The record is from RefSeq and is a predicted model, not a curated record. Lineage: Eukaryota; Metazoa; Chordata; Actinopteri; Syngnathiformes; Syngnathidae. Gene Ontology annotation, biological process: blood coagulation; cytokine-mediated signaling pathway. Gene Ontology annotation, cellular component: dystrophin-associated glycoprotein complex; plasma membrane.